This is a messenger RNA of Danaus chrysippus (African queen), 1995 nucleotides long. The record is from the annotation of a GenBank genome assembly. NCBI's taxonomy places the organism in Eukaryota, Metazoa, Arthropoda, Insecta, Lepidoptera, Nymphalidae.
AUGUCGCGCGUUUACCAGCCAUCCGACUAUGUGGUCGAGAAAUCACGUUUGCCGUCCUUCGAAAAAUAUAAAGAGAUGCAUAAAAAAUCAUUAGAAGACCCAGAGGCGUUUUGGUCGGAAAUAGCCAAAGAAUUUCACUGGCAAACCCCCUGUCAGCCGGGAAAAUUUGUUUCGUACAACUUCGAUAUCGACAAGGGGGAUAUUUUUGUUAAAUGGUUGGAAGGGGCUACGACGAACGUUUGCUUCAACGUCCUUGAUCGUAACAUAAGAAAUGGUCAUGGGGAUAAAAUCGCUUACUACUGGGAAGGUAACCAUCCUGAUGACUACAGUCGAAUCACAUAUAAAAAGCUAUUGGAUUCUGUCUGUAUGUUUGCGAAUGCUCUGCGAGAGAAUGGUGUUCGCAAAGGAGACAGAGUAGCCAUCUACAUGCCCAUGAUUAUGGAGACGGUCAUCUGUAUGUUGGGCUGUGCAAGAAUAGGCGCAGUACAUUCUGUUGUAUUCGCUGGAUUUUCCCCGGAUUCACUGGCGGAGCGAAUGUCCGAUUGCAAGGCGAAGGUUCUUGUAACGGCUGACGGGGCGUGGAGAGGAGAAAAAUUGCUUGUGUUGAAGAAAACCUGCGAUCAAGCUCUCGAGAAAGCUAGAACUAAACAUAACCAUGAAGUCAGCUUGUGCAUCGUCGUGUCCCAUUUGGGGAGAGUGAAACCAUGUGGAAAGAUGGAUGAUAUAAAGAAACUGUACGAUUGGAAUUACAACGUGGAUGUAUGGUGGCACGAGAUCAUGGAGGGUCAAUCACCCAUCUGCGCUCCCGAGUGGAUGAAUGCUGAGGACCCCUUGUUCAUGCUAUACACUAGCGGUUCCACUGGCAAGCCAAAGGGCGUUCUACACACUAUCGCUGGGUAUAUGCUCUACGCGACGACUACUUUCCGUUAUGUAUUCGAUUAUCGCGAGAAGGACAUCUAUUGGUGCACCGCUGACGUUGGCUGGAUCACUGGACACACUUACGUCGUGUAUGCACCCCUUGCGAAUGCCGCUACUUCACUUAUGUUCGAAGGUACACCAUUCUAUCCUGAUAACGACCGCUACUGGUCGUUGGUUGAGAAGUACAAGGUUACUCAGUUCUACACAGCACCAACUGCCAUUAGAGCUCUGAUGAAAUUUGGGGACGAGCUCGUCACCAAGCACAAUUUGAAGACUUUGCGAGUGUUGGGGAGCGUUGGAGAGCCUAUCAACCCGGAAGCUUGGUUGUGGUUCUACAACCUGGUUGGUAAUAAACGUUGCUCGAUCGUGGAUACUUUCUGGCAGACUGAAACCGGUGGCCACGUACUUACCGGCCUGCCAGGGGCCUCCCCUAUGAAGCCUGGAGCUGCCGGGUUUCCAUUCUUCGGCGUGGAACCGACACUGCUUGAUGAGAGCGGCAAAGUGAUCGAAGGUCCCGGCGAGGGCUACCUGGUCUUCUCCCGACCAUGGCCAGGCAUCAUGAGAACCCUCUUCGGUGACCACGCUCGUUACCAAAAGGUCUACUUCUCUAAAUUCAAAGGAUAUUACUGCACAGGCGAUGGCGCCAGACGUGACGAGAAUGGAUUCCUCUGGGUGACGGGACGUAUCGACGACAUGUUGAAUGUGUCCGGUCAUCUGUUGUCUACCUCCGAAGUAGAAGGUGUCCUCACUGAAGAGCACUCCGUGUCCGAAGCUGCUGUUGUCUCCAAGCCACAUCCCGUCAAAGGAGAAUCUCUGUACUGCUUCGUCAUCCUCAACGAGGGCGUUCAGUUUGGUCCCGAAUUGAUCGACGCUCUGAAGAAACGCGUGAGGAAUAGGAUUGGGGCGUUCGCUGCUCCGGAUGUCAUUCAAUACGCUCCCGGUCUGCCGAAAACCAGGUCCGGGAAGAUCAUGAGGAGAAUUUUGAGGAAGAUAGCGCUGGGUGACACCGACAUCGGCGACACGUCCACUCUAGCUGACCCGUCCGUCGUUGACGAGCUCUUUAAAAGCAGACCCUAG